Molecule: messenger RNA, 2274 nt
Organism: Sphenostylis stenocarpa
Lineage: Eukaryota; Viridiplantae; Streptophyta; Magnoliopsida; Fabales; Fabaceae
Source: the annotation of a GenBank genome assembly
AUGUUGAAGGCCAAGUUCCUUCUUCCUUUUGGAAGUAAUCCUGUGCGGGUUGCGGCUUUCUGCUUCAAAAACCUCAGGAAAAUUCAGUUUGGGAAAUUGGUCGGAGAAGGAGAAGUUUUAGCUGGGUUUAGUUGCAAAAUUGUUGAUGUAGCUCUGCUGGUCAGCGAAUACAAGAUUUUGCAAGAUGAAUUGGAUGUUGUAUCCUAUAGAGUGCUGGGCUAUCUUCUUCUUGGCAUUGUAAGAAUAUACUCGAAAAAGGUUGAAUAUGCACUUGAUGAUUGCAAUGAGAUACUCAUUAAAAUCAAUAAAUUUGUGGGAAAUAGAGAAGACUUUUCCCAUGUGGAAACCUUGCGUAUGUCUGUUAGUAUACCGAGCAAACUACAGUUGGAUGCUUUUGAGUUGGAUUUGCUUGAGGACACUGGCAGAGACCAUACUGCUCCUUCAGAAGAAAUUACUAUUAGUGACAAAGAGGUUGUGUGUAAAACUGGGGGAUUUGGGCUGUUUUCUCAAGAAAAGGGAUUUUCUGUUCCAUUACUAGAAAACCUCUUCAAUAAUUCCAUUUUGAAAACCUCCAAUGUUGAUAGAGCCAAGGAACAAGUAGGGGUCAUGGCGCUUCUUGCUAUCCUGUUUGAGGAGUUUGAUAUCAAUGAAAAUACCUGCUCUUUUGAUCGCGAUAAAGUGGGAAACGCUCAUCUAAGUCAACUGUUGAGUAUGAUGGGUAUUAAAGUUGAUCCAGUUAGUUCACCAGAAAGCAGGGAUACAUUAGAAAACAGCAUGUUUUCUCUGAUGGAACCAAUGAACUUGGACAAUGUUUUAAUAGUAGAGGGACUAGAAAAAGAAUCUGUCAAUUUGUCUGGUCAAGAUCAACAAAUUAUUGAAGAACAGAUAAUUGAAGACAUAGUACCAACUGAUGAUGAAAUAAAUGAAGAAAGUAGUAGAAUCUCUCAAGUUGACAUCAAUAUGUUUUGUGGGAGAGAGGAGGAACAUGUGUUAUCUGUGGAAGAAUUUACCAAAUAUCGUCAAGUUGACACCGCCCAGAGUUCUGCCAAGGAAACAUUUAGCUCAUUAUGCAACAUGAAUGAGGAAGUUAUUGAAGUUCAUGUAGCCAGAAGUUUGGAAGAAAGUAUAGAAAAUCCUCAAGAUAAAAAAUCCCAUGAAAACGAAUGUGUGUACCAUGUCAAUUCAUCUGUUGCCAAUGACAUCCAUGAAGAGCACAUUGAAGGGGCUGUUGAAAAGCGUUAUAGCAACCGCAAAUUAGGGGUUCGAGAAAAGGUUUCACUUGAAGAUGAAAACCUUAGUUUUACUCCAUCUAAAUCAAAAAAUCUAGAAGUAACUCCUCAGUCUAAGUUUCGAGAUGAUUCUGUUGGAAUGCCAAAACAUGGUGCUACUACACCAGAGUCAAUGUUUAUUUCUACACCAGCUGCGAGAGACCACUCUCAGUUUUCAAGGAAAAGAAGAGCUGUUCUUGAUCAAAAGAAGAUUGUCCUGCCUAACAAUUCUUAUUUGGACGUGGAUAUCUUGGCAUUGUCCUCAAUAGAGUGUUACAUUUUGAACCAUUUCAGGGUAAUUAUGAAGAGGUUACGUAGUACAGAAGACAUAGUUCGUAAACGAAGAAAAUACCAUUGUACUUCACUUGCUUGGAAUAGAGAAUCUCCCAUUUCCUGUCAUCCUGAUAUAUUCUAUGAGCCUUUGCUUCCUUGUUGUUCCUCAGAGCUUCAACUCCUAUUCUCUAAAGAGAAAAUAAAAUUACCUGAUUCCCUUAAGAUUAUGGAAACUUCAGGGAACUUAGCUGUGCUAGGGUCUCCAACUAUUGCCACUCCGCGAAGCCCUCCUCAAUUGUCAGAUUCCGUUGAAAUAGAGAAAACUCCAAGGAUGUUAGAUGUAUUUGAAUCUCUGCUUUCUGACAUCCCAAAGCAUGUACCAACUGCUCCACAAACAUAUCCUUCGAGUACACUUGAAAAUGAGUUUCCUAGUCUGAUGGAUGAGGAAAUAAAUUCUUUUGAGGCAGAUAAUGCAAAAUUAGCUGGGUGGUCUGAUCGAACCAGAGUUGUAGCAAAUUACUUGAAAAAGAGUUUUCUACCAGCAAGGAAUCAGAAAGAGAAGAGUGUGCUAAACUUCUCUAAAGUUUUUGGAGGUCGAGCACGCAAAGAAGGGGCAAGGCUAUUUUAUGAAGUACUGGUUCUGAAAACUACUGGCUAUGUAGAUGUGGAGCAAAACGAAGCUUAUGGAGAUAUUGCAAUCUCUAAACUCCCAAAAUUAGACCAAACUUUUUGA